Molecule: messenger RNA, 613 nt
Organism: Rhipicephalus microplus (southern cattle tick)
Lineage: Eukaryota; Metazoa; Arthropoda; Arachnida; Ixodida; Ixodidae
Source: RefSeq, a predicted model, not a curated record
CCCUCAACGUCGAACACAUCGUCGACCAUGACCACACCGUCAACCACGACCACACAGGCAACCACGACCACAUCAUCAACCGCGACCACAUCAUCAACGACCACCGCAGGAGGUACCUCGAAAUAUCCUAAUCCACCUCCGGCACCUGGAUGCGGUGAUGUGAAUGGGCAAAGUCCAGGCACGAACUCUUCGACGUCAAGCACAGUUACGGCUACACCAUCAACAUCGAACACAUCGUCAACCAUGACCACACCGUCAACCACGACCACACAGGCAACCACGACCACACCAUCAACCACGACCACAUCGUCAACGACCACCGCAGGAGUUCCUUGCCACUACAAUGGAACCACGUAUAAUGCAAGUUUUCACGAAGCGCUCAAAGAUCCUUGUGAAUUCUGGUGGUGUCUCCCCAACGGGACAAUGGAUGUAACGAAGUGUGAUUUGGAGCUGCCCCACCGUAGUGUGUACUCAAGCUGUACGCUGGUGUCUGUGGGAGGAUAUUUUCCUUACUGUUGUAGAUACAAACAGGUGUGCUGAUGCCUGGGAGAGAAGUCCUAUUGUUAUUUGAAGUAGACUGCUACUUUGAAUAAACACUUGUCACUUCUAUUGU